AAAAAAGUUGUGCAUAUGACGUCAGGUAUGAUUAUGACACGUGCUGGAACUGCUAAAGGCAAAAGAGGCUUUUUGCUUUCACUUCUGUCAUCCUGAUUUUCACCAGUCUUGGUUUGAGGUUAUAUCAUUCACAAAUGGGACCCGUUUGACUGUUUGCGUGUUCUACCUUAUGACAUAAAUGGACCUGAUCGACUUUGAGGAAAAUGAUUAUCCCGAAUCUGAGGAUAGUUCUGACGAUGAGUUAGCCAAUGAACUUUACUCGGUAAUUCAUCACAACGACUUCAGCCAAGGUAUACCUGAUCAUUUGCUUGAGAAGUACGACAUCAGAUUCAAUUCAGAAAACCAACUGGAGGUGUCAUUGAAAAAAGGCAAAACAGUUCAGGUUGAGAAAGAAGAGUCUGAGGUACUCAUUGAAAAUAGAGAUGAAGUGAUUUCAAUAUAUUCAAGUUCAGACGAUGAAGUCUCCGUGGUAGAAGUUAUAAAUAAGAAUAGUAAAAGAACCAUGAAGCGGAAAUUUGAACAGCGCAGAGGGAAUGACAUAGCGAAGAAAAACAAAAAAGUUGUGCUCUUAUCCGAUGACGAGAAAGAUGAAGAUCUCGUCAUGAAUCUGGAUCUUUCUGCCAGAAAUGAUUAUGAGAACGAUCCAACAUUUACAGUCUCGGAUAUCAUCCAGUCUCAAACAGACUGGAUGAAAGUCUCAAGCCCGAAAAAUUGGACUGAAGAAAUGAAGAAAUUCUAUAACGAACCAUCUGAAAACCUGAGAAAUUUUGACCACAAACAAAUUUUAAAAGAACUAAGAAAAGAUAAAACUGCAAAAUGGACAAUAAAUGUUGCCGAUACGUUACCUUCAAGAACAAUGAUGCGGUGCCGAAACUGCAGGCAGUUCGGCCAUUUUUAUAGGCAAUGUCCCAAAAAUUAUUCCAGCUGCAUGAUGUGCGGACACGAAGGCCACAAUGUGAACAAGUGCCCGAGGACAAUGUGCCUCAAUUGUGGUGAUAGAACUAAUGCAUAUGUAGAAAAGUGUGGCCGGUGCGUUGCACUCUCGAAUAUCAAGUGUUACAAUUGUCAGAGAAUCGGCCAUGAAUCCAAAAAUUGCCCUGAUAAAUGGAGGCAAUAUCAUGCCACAGUCAGUGGAGCGCUAAAUAGUAAUAAUUAUGAAAGAAAUCCUAAAAUGUUUUGCUGCAACUGUGGUUCUGCUGGGCAUCUCGAUGAAGAUUGUAGAUUCAUUGAGUAUAAGAAAAUCAAUUUUCCUAAAAUAAGCCUGUUCGUGAAUACAUAUGAAGAUGGAAAUGAGAGCUAUUGUUUCAAACAAAAUUCACAUUCUCAUCAGCAGCACUAUUCCCCCAGAAACAAACAUUUUGUAAACAAAAACAAACCAAACCGUGGGAAGAAGAGGAAUAGUUUUGAUUCAUCUGUAGAUUCAAAUAAUAAGAAAAGAAAGAAAUCGAAACGCAAUUCUUUACCCGUUAAUUCAAAAAAACAAAACAAGAAAAAUAAAAAACGCAAAUCUCGAUUGAACAACACAAUAAAUUAAUUGUUUUUAUUGCACUGAGAAAAUAUUUUGUUAAUUUGGUUUUUUAUACUUCAUUUUUUAAACCUGUAAGUAAGUGAAUGUACAUAAUCAUCUAAUGGAAUCUUUUUUUAAAUUAGAAGGACACUUAUUUAAUUAAUUAUAGUCGUUUCAUGUUCAGAAGAGAUUUUAUACAUAAAAUAUACAACUAUUUCCUACAGAA
Messenger RNA from Cimex lectularius (bed bug), 1733 nucleotides. RefSeq names its product zinc finger CCHC domain-containing protein 7-like. Lineage: Eukaryota; Metazoa; Arthropoda; Insecta; Hemiptera; Cimicidae. The record is from RefSeq and is a predicted model, not a curated record. The transcript has 6 exons. The coding region runs from base 179 to 1534 and encodes 451 amino acids. Gene Ontology annotation, molecular function: zinc ion binding; nucleic acid binding.